Messenger RNA from Liolophura sinensis, 3150 nucleotides. Its product is annotated as mitochondrial 2-oxodicarboxylate carrier-like. The transcript has 8 exons. Lineage: Eukaryota; Metazoa; Mollusca; Polyplacophora; Chitonida; Chitonidae. Gene Ontology annotation, biological process: transmembrane transport. The record is from RefSeq and is a predicted model, not a curated record. The coding region runs from base 184 to 1131 and encodes 315 amino acids.
GCUUAAAUAUCUAUAUAGAGCAGGCGCAGCCUGCCUACGAAAGUGUGUCACAGUUAACUAGGACUUUUCAUGUCAGUGUAUGCUCAGAAUAUUCUCAGGUGCCAUCGUCAUCAGUAAAGAGGCGGUGAUGACAGCCGAUCGGUUAGGAGCUAUUGGAAAACCGAACCAACGCUCUACGGAAAGAUGACCGGGCGAUUGGAAGCUAAUGCUGCCCCUUUGAUAGGCUCUCCUCCCGCCCCAGCCCAGCGAUCUGCAACCGCCCUAGCAGCCAUGCAGUUUAUCGCUGGAGGAACCGCGGGCUUUGUUGAAGUAUCCAUUAUGCACCCUCUGGAUCUAGUGAAGACACGUUUUCAGAUUCAGCGAGGCCCUGAGGAUCCACAUCGAUACACCUCCCUGGUGGACUGUUUCAGGAGGAUGUACCGGACAGAAGGCCCACUAUCAUUCUACAAAGGCAUAUUCCCACCCCUUCUGGCUGAAACACCAAAACGAGCUGUCAAGUUUUUUACCUUUGAGAGAUACAAGCAGUUGUUUUCAUAUGGGAACUAUAUGCCAACUCCAAUGCUGUUCUCCAUGGCUGGGUUGUUUGCAGGCCUAACAGAGGCUAUUGUUAUAAAUCCCUUUGAAGUUGUGAAAGUGAAGCUACAAGCUGAAAGAUCAGUCUACGCAAAGCAAAAUACUACAUUUGCAACAGCAAAAGAGAUCAUCAGAAGCAAAGGGUUUGGACUUGAAGGGAUGAACAAAGGGCUGACAUCCACCUUACUUAGACAUGGGGUUUUCAACAUGAUUUACUUUGGGUUUUAUCACAGUGUGAAGGGGUUUGUGCCGCAGUAUUCAGAUCCGUCUCUUGAUUUGGUACGGAGAUUUGCUAUUGGAUUAACAGGAGGAAUUAUGGCCUCGUGUGUUAACAUUCCGUUUGACGUUGCCAAAAGUCGCAUCCAGGGCCCACAACCUGUACCUGGCCAGAUUAAGUACAAGACCUGCUUCAGGACAAUCGCCAUAGUUUACAGGGAAGAGGGAUUCAGAGCCUUGUAUAAAGGGUUACUUCCCAAGGUGCUCAGGCUAGGUCCAGGUGGUGCUAUAAUGCUGUUGGUGUAUGAGGCCGCAUUUGAAUGGUUGCAGAGAGUUUUGUGAUGGCUCUGGAGAUAAUCACCCAGGGCAGAAGUGAAGUGUUCUAGUCACAGAGCCUACUGCAGACUCUGGUUGAUGAAAGGUUGUGAUAAAUACCAAGAGAUACCACAUUGUAACAAGUUAACAAAGGCAUUCACAUUGGUGCUCCAUACAAUUAUUCACAACUGUAUGACAUCUAUACAUGUAAUACAAUUUGUUAAGGAUUUCUUUUUUUGUCAUGAGAAAUAAUUGUUUGUAAGUGAUUUAUGCUACAGUUAUGUAGUCGGCAUCUUUCCAAUCUGGAAUUUGUUUCCAGAUUGGUAACAUUUGAAUACCCCUUCAUUUAUUGUUAAUAAAGGUUGAUGCAUGGAAUCUUGUUCAAUCAUGUUGCCACAUUUCCAUCAUGUAUGCUGUUCACUAUCUUUCCAAGAUCAAUACUCUGCAACCAACAUGUUUAGUCUCUUAGUUGUACUGAAAAAAUCAGAAACAACAUCCUUAGAAUUAAACGCAGAAAAAUUGUGAAUGAUUAAUGUGCUGUUCAAGGGCUUUUUUUCUUCAAAUUUUAAGAUUUUCUGGAAAGGAAAUGUUUCUAAUAUACAUAUGUUAGAUUGUGUUGAUUAUUGAGUAAGGUCAUGUUGCAUAAUUUGUUAUUCUAUUGAAUUGGAAUAGAUAUUAUAGUGUUGAAAAGUGCACGUAAAUGUGGUGUCUAUUGGGGAAAGUUGUCAUGAGUGGAGAGGAUAGGAGGGGCCUACUGAAAAAACAAUAUAAUGAUGAAAAAUGUCUUGGAGAAUAUAUCUUCUUUGGAGGAGAGAUCUAGUAGAGAAACAAUAUACCAAUGAGAAAUGUCAUGUGGAGAAAAAUAUCUACAUUUGGGGAGGGGACAGGAGGGGUGUACUAGAUGAGAAAUGUCUUCAGUUGUGGAGAAAAUGUCUACAUUAGGAGUUGGGAAGGGAGUUGUUUACUAGAGAAAGAAUAUACUGAUGAGAAAUGUCUUAUUGAGAAAAAUGUCUUUCUCAAAAAUUUCUCAGGGAAAAUAUCUAUGUGCAAAAAUGUCUCGCGUAGGUAGGCUUAUCAUUUUCUUUUUAACAUUUCAGGCCCAGCUUUAACAUUUAUGAAAUAUGAUGUUUUAACAAAGUUUUACUUUUAUGCUGAUAUGUGCCAAUUAAUGUCAUAGUAAGUUUAUUACCGGUGUUGCAGAUGUGCGCUAUGCUUGCAGGAAGAUAUAAAUGUAGACACAUGUACACAUGUACAUGUUUUGAUUUAUACAUGAACAAAUAUCAUAAUGUCGAAGAAGGGUUAAUAAAAUGGUUGUUGGCUGAUUUUUUUUUUCAGUUUUUGGGGGAAAUAUUUAACAAGCAAAUCAUCAACAUUGAAUAAACAAAUUAGUUGAACUAAAGUAGAAAGUGUUUUGCCGUUUUUGUUUAUGGUUUGUUUUAUACUGUUCAUUUCACUUAAGCAGCUAUAUGUUUUACUUCAUGUGGUUGAUGAGUGGCUAUCUACUCAAGACAAGUUUAUAAGCAUGUACCAAUAAUAUUUUUAUUUUAGCACCAGUCUUUGCAAUCAUUCAGCGUGACUGCCCCAUUUAUCAGUCUACAUACACUUCUAGAUUUUCUGCUUCAAGCUUUUGAACAAAUGUAGUAUAGCUUCAGAAAAUGCACAUACUUGUUCAUACAAGUAAUGUAUACAUUUCAUUAUUUUGACUUAAUGUGAUUAAAAUUGAUUUUAUGUAAGUCUUAUUCUUGUUUACUCCUGUCUGUUUUGUGCUAUUUUUUUUCAGUCAGAUAUAUUAUUGCAGAGGAUCAGAUUUCAGAACAAGUGUACUCACCAGUAUUUACUUGAAAAACUGUAAAUCUAUUCAGGUAUGACUUAAUGUAUCGACUAUCAAGGGAAACAGUCAGACAGUUUACACUUAAUAUAGCAUUGUGCUCCGUCAUUUUUUGUUGUAAUAAACCAUAUUAAAACAUUAAACCUAUGCCUUGAUUCAAGUAUUGACACCAUCAAAAUUGUUUAACCAGUUUGGUAAAUAAAAACCAGUGUUCAACC